AUGAUUGCUGAUAAGAAGAUUUUUCGACAAUUUGUCAUGUUAAUUAUUGUACCUUCACUUCUAAGUUUGAGAGCUGGGUUUGGAAACUCUUCAAGGGUGAAUGAUGUUAAAAUCAGGUGCCUAGAGAAGGAGAGAGAAGCUCUUCUCAAGUUCAAAGAUGAGCUUAUUGAUGAACAUGGCCUACUCUCUUCUUGGGGAACAGCCAUAGAUAGAAGGGAUUGCUGCGAAUGGAGUGGUGUCCAGUGUCAUAACCAAACGAAUCACGUUAUUGUGCUAGAUCUUCAUGGCCGGCUUAACAACUCUGGACUUUUUAGUCGUCUACGAGGUAAUGUUAGCCAGUGGUUGCUGGAAUUACGAUAUUUGAAUUAUCUAGACCUAAGUGCAAAUGAUUUCAAUCUUGGUAGAAUCCCAGAAUUCAUUGGCUCCCUAGGCAAAUUACAACAUCUCGAUCUUUCUGCUUCUAAUUUUGGUGGGCCAAUUCCGCAUCACCUUGGUAACCUUACCCAAUUGCAAUUUCUUAGUCUCAAAGGAUACAAUAAUCAUAUGUUAACUAGCACCAAUCUUGAUUGGCUUUCUAAACUUCAUUUGUUAAACUACCUUGAGUUGACUCAUGUGAAUCUCAAAGAGGCGACCGAUUGGAUACAAGCAAUAAUGAAACUACCUCGACUCCAAGAUUUACGCUUGUCAUCUUGUCACCUACAACCUGUCCUUUCUCCCUAUCCCAUGACCAAUGCAUCUAAUUCUCUUUCUGUCCUUGAUCUCUCCGACAAUGAACUCUCCUCUUCUUCGGUAUUUCCUUGGUUGUUAAACUUCAGUAGUACCCUGAGUUACGUUAAACUCGAUUUCAAUAAUUUACAAGGUCCCAUUCCUCAUGCUAUCGGCAAUAUCGUUUCCCUUGAGACUCUUUCUCUCUUUCACAAUGAACUUGAAGGUAGUAUUCCUCUAUCCUUUGGGAAUCUGAGUAGUUUAAAAUUUUUAGAUUUGUCUUUCAACAAUCUUAGUGGCACUGUGACAGAAAGAAUUGGAACCCUUGCCAAACUCAAGUAUUUGGGACUUGAAGCAAACCAACUUGAAGGCAUAAUCAUCGAAGCUCAUUUUUCCAGUCUCUCCCAGUUACAAUAUUUGAGCUUGAACUACAACCCGUGCAUCUCUUUCAAUUUCAGUUCUGGGUGGAUUCCUCUUUUUCAGUUGACUUCAUUGUGGUUGGGGGGUUGCAAAGUGGGGCCACAUUUCCCCAAAUGGCUUAAAUCACAAAAUGAAUUAAUUGAGCUCGAUAUCUCAAAUACUUCAAUUAAAGAUACCUUCCCGGAUUGGUUUUGGGAUCUAUGUCCCAAAUUAGUGGUUUUAGACGUAUCACGUAACAACAUUCAUGGUGUCCUUCCUGAUCUUUCAUCAAAGUUCUUCACUUUCAAUUUCAUAGAUUUGAGUUCUAAUCAUUUUAAUGGUUCAUUACCAAGUUUGCCUCCAAAUGGAUUAGUAUUAAAGCUGUCAAACAACAAAUUUUUUGGUUCAAUUACCGUUUUGCGCAACAAAACUGAUUGGGUUUAUCUUGACCUUUCAAAUAACCUUCUGUCAGGAGAUCUUCCAGAUUGUUUUGCAAAUCUGGAAAACUUGGAGUUUCUUAAUUUGGCACAUAAUAAUUUUUCUGGGAAGAUCCCGUCACUAAAUAGCAUUGCUUCUUUACAUUUACAAAAUAAUAGUUUUACGGGAGAAUUUCCAGCGUCUUUGAAAAAUAUCCCUUUUCUAGAAUUCAUUGAUCUUUCAAAAAAUAAGUUGACCGGUAAAAUACCAGAAUGGUUGGGGGAUAGUUUGCCAGAAUUGGUAUUUUUAAGUUUACAGUCCAAUCAGUUUUCUGGUAAUAUUCCUUCAAAUUUGUGUCAUUUAUCCCAUAUACAAGUCUUGGAUAUCUCUUUGAACAAGAUUUCAGGUGCUAUACCAAAAUGCCUAAACAAUCUCACUGCAAUGAUUCAAGAAGUCGAAUCAGAUUCAUAUAUCGUAGAUCUUCCUUUUAUGCUUGAACAUGAGAGGGCAAAUGUAAGGUGGAAAGGAGAAGAUGCCGAGUACAAAACUACUCUUAAACUGGUGAAACUCAUUGAUCUUUCGAGCAAUAAUUUAGAAGGUGAAAUUCCUUCUGAAAUUACAAGUUUGGUAAAUUUGGUUGGGUUGAAUCUUUCAAGAAACAACCUAAUUGGGUUCCUUCCUCCAAAGAUUGACCAACUUAAGUCUUUAAAUUUUCUUGAUUUAUCACGAAACCAACUUUCUGGUGAGAUUCCUGCCAGUUUUUCUCACUUGGACCGACUUGGAGUGUUAGAUAUGUCACAUAAUAAUUUGUCGGGCAAAAUUCCAUGGACUGCUCAUUUAACAACUUUCAACGCUACAUCAUAUGCGGGAAAUUCAGGACUUUGUGGCCCUCCACUUACAAAAGUAUGCCCUGGAGAUGAAAUUGCUCAAGACCCAAAGUUUAUUGGUAAUAACAGUGGGAUGAAAAAUAUAGAUGAGGAAGACAAGCUAAUCACUGAAGGAUAUUACUUUAGUUUGUUAAUUGGGUUCAUGUUCGGACUUUUGGGAGUAAUCGGGACGUUACUGCUCAAUCAGUCAUUGAGGCUUACAUAUUUCAAGUUCUGGAAUAUAGAGUAG
Messenger RNA from Olea europaea var. sylvestris, 2637 nucleotides. RefSeq names its product probable LRR receptor-like serine/threonine-protein kinase At1g34110. The transcript has a single exon. Gene Ontology annotation, molecular function: protein binding. The record is from RefSeq and is a predicted model, not a curated record. NCBI's taxonomy places the organism in Eukaryota, Viridiplantae, Streptophyta, Magnoliopsida, Lamiales, Oleaceae. The coding region runs from base 1 to 2637 and encodes 878 amino acids.